This is a messenger RNA of Venturia canescens, 4615 nucleotides long. It is a transcript of the gene jar, whose product is annotated as Myosin heavy chain 95F jaguar. The coding region runs from base 162 to 3914 and encodes 1250 amino acids. Gene Ontology annotation, biological process: vesicle transport along actin filament; actin filament organization; endocytosis. NCBI's taxonomy places the organism in Eukaryota, Metazoa, Arthropoda, Insecta, Hymenoptera, Ichneumonidae. Gene Ontology annotation, cellular component: actin cytoskeleton; endocytic vesicle; myosin complex. The transcript has 22 exons. The record is from RefSeq and is a predicted model, not a curated record. Gene Ontology annotation, molecular function: microfilament motor activity; ATP binding; actin filament binding.
UCGGGGAUACGCGUGGCAGCCCCGAGGAUCAACGGGAACGACCGAACUCGAACGAUGAGGAAAAUCUAAGCGGCAGUUGAGCGCGGAACCUCGUGCGACUCGUGUCGAGUGUUUCAGAGUGGAUUCAAGGAAAUUUAAAAAAUACUGUUCGCGAGGGCGCGAUGGAGAACCAGCAAGUCUGGGUGCGAGACCCUACGGAGGGUUUCAUCAUCGGUAAAUUCACGGACAUGGUAGACGGCGAUGCUCUGAUUGUGCCUUUGGACAAAAAAUAUCCUCAACGAACGUGUCCUUUGGACGAAGUUUAUCCAGCUGGAGAAUACACCAAAGAUGUGGAAGAUAAUUGUGCUCUGAUGUACCUGAACGAGGCAACUCUUUUGAACAACGUCCGCACCCGCUAUUUCAAAGACAGAAUAUACACGUACGUGGCAAAUAUUCUCAUUGCAGUGAAUCCUUAUUGUCCUGUUAAGGACCUGUACUCGUCCCAAACGAUUAAAUCGUACCAAGGAAAAUCACUGGGCGAAACGCCACCCCACGUCUUUGCGAUUGCCGAUAAAGCAUUCAGGGAUAUGAAAGUACUGAAACAAUCGCAGAGUAUCAUCGUCUCCGGUGAAUCAGGCGCUGGAAAAACUGAAUCGACGAAAUAUUUGCUGAGAUAUCUCUGCGAUCUGUGGGGCUCGACUGCUGGUCCGAUCGAGCAGAAAAUUCUUGAUGCCAAUCCUGUGCUCGAAGCUUUCGGAAACGCCAAAACGAAGCGUAACAACAACAGUUCACGUUUUGGAAAAUUCAUGGAAGUGCAUUUCGACUCGAAGUGUCAAGUCGUGGGUGGCUACAUCUCUCAUUAUUUAUUGGAGAAGUCACGAGUCUGUCUGCAGAGCUCGGAUGAGAGAAAUUAUCAUGUUUUUUACAUGAUGUGCGCGGGUGCGCCUGCCGAAUUGAGAGCGAAGCUGGGCAUCACAAAACCCGAUGAUUUUCAUUACCUUCGAAACGGCUGCACGCAAUACUUUUGUAACGGAAAAUCUGAGAAAAAGUUGAACGAUGCACAAAAAAGUCGGGACCAGUGUUCCAAGGGCAGCCUCAACGAUCCGAUACUCGAUGACGUCGAGGGCUUCAAUGCAAUCGAUCAGGAGAAGGCUACGGCACUAACGCGUCUCGGUUUGACGGACGACGAACGUAUGCAAAUUUAUACGAUGGUAGCAGCGGUUCUCCAUCUCGGUAACAUCGUAUUCGAGGAUAAUCCUGAGGACACCAAAGGAGGUUCAAGGAUUUCCGCAAGUUCGGAACGAGCGGUUUACAUGUCUGCAAAGUUGCUCGGUGUCGAUCCCGAGGAACUGAGACAGGCUCUGGUUUCAAAGGUCAUGCAGACCAGUCGUGGUGGCAUCAAAGGGACCGUUAUCAUGGUCCCACUCAAAGUUUACGAGGCAAACAACGCCAGAGACGCUCUUGCUAAAGCUAUUUACAGCAAACUCUUCGACCACAUCGUUGGUCGUAUCAAUAAAAGCAUUCCUUUCAAAGCUUCGAGCUACUACAUCGGUGUUCUCGAUAUCGCUGGAUUCGAAUAUUUCAAGGUCAACAGUUUCGAACAAUUUUGCAUCAACUACUGUAAUGAGAAAUUGCAACAAUUCUUCAACGAGAGAAUUCUCAAGUACGAGCAAGAUCUCUACGCGAGAGAAUCGUUAGACGUUCCAAAAAUUUCGUACGUCGACAAUCAAGACUGCAUUGAUCUCAUCGAAUCCAAAUCCAACGGAAUAUUCAGUCUGUUGGACGAAGAAUCGAAACUUCCCACUCGGAGCUUCGCCCAUUUCACCAGCGAAGUUCAUCGGGCAUGGAACGGACAUUUCAGGAUCACUUUACCUAGGACUUCCAGGUUGAAAGCUCAUCGGGAGCUCAGGGAUGACGAAGGAUUCGUUAUUCGUCAUUACGCCGGUGGAGUCUGCUAUCAAACGAAUCAAUUUAUCGAGAAGAACAACGAUGCUCUCCACGCAUCUCUCGAAGGAUUAAUACAGGAAAGCAGCAACACAUUUUUGCAAACGAAAUUCGCAAACCAUUCAAGUCAGAAAGGAAAAUUGACGUUUAUCAGCGUCGGGAGCAAGUUCAAGACGCAGUUGGGCGAACUGAUGGAUAAGCUCAAGAGCAAUGGCACGAAUUUCGUACGUUGCAUUAAGCCUAACAACGAAAUGGUUGAUCAUCAAUUCGACGGUAAUAGCAUUCUUGGACAAUUGAGAUGUUCCGGUAUGACUUCCGUACUGGAACUAAUGGAACAUGGUUAUCCGAGUCGCGUGCCGUUUCAGGAACUUUACAACAUGUACAAAUCGUAUCUGCCACCGGAAUUGGCGAGGCUUGAUCCAAGAUUCUUCUGUGAGGCAUUGUUGCACAGUCUAAAACUCAACAAAAAGGAUUUUAAAUUCGGCAUAACGAGAGUUUUCUUCAAGCCUGGAAAAUUCGCUGAAUUUGAUAAAAUCAUGAAAUCAGAUCCGGAGAAUCUUCGAAAACUCGUUGCCAACGUUAAAAAAUGGCUACUCAAAUCACGUUGGAACAAAAUGCAAUUCUGCGCCCUAUCAGUCAUCAAACUGAAAAAUAAAAUAAUCUAUCGACGAAAUCAUUUGAUCGUGAUACAAAAAAUGGCUCGAAUGUACAUCACCAAAAAACAACACCAACCGCGGAUUAAGGGAAUCGUAAAGAUAAAAAAUCUGACGAGUCAACUCGAGAGAAUGCAGGAAACUUCAAAAAUGCUGAAAAGUGCCCGCGAAAAAAGCAUGAACGAUAUUAAAAAAUUACAGUCCGAACUCGAGGCAGCUGUGCAAAGGAUCAGGAACAAUCCAAAAAUCAAAUCGACAGAAAUUGACGUGCUUUACGAGAGGUUGGUCAGUGAGGUAGGUAAACAAAUGUCCGAUCUCCAGGACAUGGUCAAGCAGCAAAAGAUCGCCGAGGAACAAGAGCGAUUACGUAAAAUAAAGGAGGAAAUGGAAGCCGAUAAACGAAGAAAGGCGGAGGAAGAAGCGAAAAAGAAGGAAGAAGAGGAAAAUAGAAAGAAGAAAGCUGAAAUUGAAGCUAGAAGGAAGACGGAGGAAGAACAACGAAGGAAGCAGGAAGAAGAAGAAAAAAAAAAUGCUGCAGCAAUUCAGGAAAUAAUGGAAAAAGAAGCGAUGGAAGAAAGUCGAUAUCGCGAGUUGCUGGAACAAGAGAGACGCGACCACGAUUUGGCUGUCAGACUGGCCCAAGAAUCGAACGGUCAAGUGGAAGAUUCGCCACCACCAGUGCGAAGCGGAUCGGACGUGCGGGUACCUCCGACAAACAACAACAGGCUAAUAAGAUCCGAACAAGUACGUAACCAUCAAGCGAUGAUGUCCAACAAAAAGUACGAUCUUUCGAAAUGGAAGUACUCCGAACUUCGUGACGCCAUAAACACGUCUUGUGACAUCGAACUACUCGAGGCUUGCAGACACGAGUUUCAUCGUAGACUGAAAGUUUAUCAUGCGUGGAAAGCGAGAAAUCGCAAACGCACUACUAUGGACGAAAAUGAGAGAGCGCCCAAGUCGAUUAUGGAAGCGGCGAAAACACCGCGUACACCGACGAAACAAUUGAUCGUCGAAUCGUCGCAGAGAUUUUUCAGGAUUCCAUUCGUGCGUCCGGCCACUGCGGGUCAACCGGACACUCCAAAUGCUGGAGGAAAACGCGGAUGGUGGUACGCCCAUUUCGAUGGUCAGUACGUCGCGAGACAGAUGGAACUCCAUCCUGACAAACCGCCGAUUCUUCUUGUCGCUGGUAUCGAUGACAUGCAGAUGUGUGAGCUGAGUCUGGACGAGACCGGUUUGACGAGAAAACGAGGUGCUGAGAUACUCGAGCACGAAUUCAACCGCGAAUGGGAGCGUCACGGUGGCAAACCUUACAUAAUUCCUGGCGAUCGCAAAAAAUGAUCUUUCCGGAUGGAUCGUAAAAAGAAAAAAAUGUAACAGAAUGAGUUCUCUUGUACAUCGUGGCUUUGGCAGGUAUAUCAAUCUCUAUACAUAUAGAUCAAGUACGUACGAAGCUGUUUAUUGACCUCGAUCAGGGUUGCACACUGCAUUCAUUCACGAUGCGUUUAUUAGAGUUCACGAACGCGAAUUUUCAGGGUCACGAAGCCCCUUUUUCCGGUAUUAUUUAAUCGAUGAAAAAAUCCCAAGAAAACUCAGCUUUUAGGGACCAACAAACAUGAGAGAGUAGAAUUUCCUUACUUUUUUUUAUUUCUUCGUUUUCUUUUACGUUUAUCGUUGACUAUAUUAUUUGGGCUAAAUGUUUAAUUACUGAAGUUAAGCAACAAAGAUAAAUGAAAGAAUUUCAUAUAUAUUUAAUUGCGUGUAAGUAUUUAUAACAUUCCGUUGAUAAGCGUCGACCAAGGGAAAGCGAAUGUGUACCAAAAUUACACAAAAAUCAGAAGAUCAACGGUCUUCUCCUUUUUUUUUUUUGCAAAAUCAAUAAUAAUGUUGUUAUUAAGUUCUGCAUUGUGAGUUAUAAAUAUAUAUUUCUACAGAUAUUCUAAAAAUAUGACUCCUUGUCCUGAGGACAUUUGGAGUACCAGCCUUGGCGCUAUCAAAUGUUGCGCGAAAUUAUCAACUGAAAUAAAAGAGUUUGGCACUGA